GUUCAGUCUUAUGCUGAGGUACAGUUGAGGGGAGUCUGUGAGGGGAUUCUGAAGGAGGCCUGAGGCCUAGUCCAGGAACCAAGCAUCCACUACCAGUUAUCCCCUGCGCCUGGGUGAAAGUCAGAGCCUGGCGAGAAGAACAGGGACCUAAUUUGUCUGGAUAUGAAGCACACACCGGAACCGCUCAUACAAACACAUCCUCCACUGGCAGAAAUGACACCGCCGUCCUGAACAGAUCACACUCUGCCGGACGCACAUUACCAGCAGGACGUCCUUUACCCAAACUUAGCAGAGGAUGCGGAGGGACGGCUGACGUCAAUGUCAAAGUAAACGGAGGGCUGGACCCUGUAUCCCGGAGCGUCUCUGCAGACUAUCCCCUCACUUUAUCUGUGAACAUCUGCGGCUGGGACCGUCUACACGUGUUACACAUCCGGCCCUUGUUUGGGAUUCCAUUGUUAUGAAGGUUCCACGGUUGCGAUCUCUGCCGCUCAGUUCCAUCUUUAGCAAGUUAACGUUUUUGCGGUAACCGACCUCGACAGACUACCACUCCCCUAUCCUAUCUCAUACGGUAGGUUUGGAGACCAUGGAGUGCCUGCUCAACCGACUCCACAACACCACGGGGGACCAGGGGUUGAACACGUCUCUUGCAAAUACUCAGAAACCCCAAGCGAACCAACUGGCAGACUUAGACGAGACAUUACACAACCGAUUUUAUGGGCUUUGGGUGGCCCUUCUGAUCAUUAACACCCUUAUUUUCCUCGUGGGGAUAAUACUAAACAGCUUGGCCAUUUAUGUGUUCUGCUUCCGAACCAAAGCCAAGACCACCUCAGUAAUCUACACCAUCAACCUAAUAGUGACGGACCUCCUGGUGGGCCUCUCCCUGCCGACCCGCAUCGUCAUGUACUACAGCGCCGAGGCUUGUCCCACCUGUUCCUUUGUCCACAGCUUCACCUACUUUGUGAACAUGUAUUGUAGUAUACUUUUUCUGACAUGUAUAUGUGUUGACCGCUACAUGGCCAUCGUGCAGGUGGAGGCGUCACGCAAGUGGAGGAGUCCCAACUAUGCCAAAUGCAUAUGCAUUUUUAUAUGGAUAUUUGCUGUUGUGGUGACCUUCACCAUCUUGACCACGACCAUCAAUCACCCAUUGUGUUGCCAGUUUCAGCUCUUUACUCUGACAGUCUUCGAGUACUUUGUGCCACUUAUCAUCAUAACUUUCUACACCCUAAGGAUCAUGUGGGCCUUGUCUAGGUCAACCCUCAUGAACCAAAGCCGAGAGAGACGCAUGAAGGCCGUACAGCUUCUCAUCACCGUGCUCAUCAUAUUCACGGUGUGCUUCACACCCAUACAUGUUAGCCAAGUGGUCUUCUGUGCCAGCACAACCAUGUCUCGGGAUGUUAUACUCAUCGUCUACCACGUUACGGUGACUCUGAGCAGCCUAAAUAGCUGUAUGGACCCUAUAGUCUACUGUUUUGUCACCAACAACUUCCAGUCCACCAUGAGGAGCAUCUUCAGGAAGCAUCAACGUGAUCAAACCAGCAUGGACAUCCUGGGUCUACACAAAAACUCCAAGGCUUCCGGGACAAUGACAGCUAUAUCCAAUGCCAUAGUAACCUUGCCGUUACAGAGUAGCAACAUUAUAUAGUGAUGUCUAAGGGGUCACAUGAUUCCCAAAAAUAAAUGGAGCAUUCUCCAAUGGGAGACAUUUUAUCACCAGAUCCAAUGACCGGUGAUAGAGACCAAAAACAAGAACGAGAUGCAUUCCAAAGACGACCUGUUCUACAUGGAGAUGUAAAGGGGGGGAUUCAGUCGUACUGUAGUUUUUUAAACUUUUUGUGAUUUUUUUUUCUUUUCUAUUGAAAAACAAUUUAUCCACAAGCUAAUAAACCAUCC
Molecule: messenger RNA, 1890 nt
Organism: Hyla sarda
Lineage: Eukaryota; Metazoa; Chordata; Amphibia; Anura; Hylidae
Gene: GPR20
Product: G protein-coupled receptor 20
Exons: 5
Coding region: 584-1642 (352 amino acids)
Biological process (GO): positive regulation of Rho protein signal transduction; phospholipase C-activating G protein-coupled receptor signaling pathway
Cellular component (GO): membrane
Molecular function (GO): G protein-coupled receptor activity
Source: RefSeq, a predicted model, not a curated record